AAUGUCCCCUUCACUUAAGAAAUGUGAAAACUAGGAGAACAAGAGCUUUGAAAUAAGUAUGUAAUAUGUUCCCCUAAAAGUCCAACAUCAUUGGCUCAGAAUAAACUCUUGAGCUAUCUGUUCUAUCCCAAAUCCCUGCCAUUGCCACCUUCUCUUUUGUCUCAUCCUUUGAGAAUUCAGCAAAGGAUUUGCUUUCCAUUGUGUGUUGGACCUUUAAGAUAAGAGGAUCCACUGGGAGGGAUGAGGGGGCCAGGAGCACAGCCCUAGUAGCUGAUCCACAGGGCUCCACACAUCAUAGGGUGGGAAUUGUUUAGAACAAGGCCUUAGCCGUAUUCCUAAAGGUUGAAAUUAAAGGGAAGAAGCCAGAAAAUUCAAGUCCUUCACUAGUUUGUCUGGAGGUUGGAAGGUACUAUAUGUCCAUGGGGGAGAAGCCAAAGUUAUUGGCCCCAAAUUAUUGUUGGGAGCGCCCAACAAGAAAAUCAAGGUUCCAUUCAUUAUGUAGGGCAUUCCUCUGAUUUUGAAAAGGAAGCACAAUAGGGAAGGAAGUUUGAAGGACAGAAGCCAGAUUGGUAUUAAUUUCCAUUUUAGAGAUCAAAAUGUACCAAAUCUUGAAACAUUCCAAGAAGUGGUUACGUAGGGAAAAGAGAGCCCACAGGCCUGUUUCGGCAUUUCCCAUGGCUUUCCAAAGUGGGUCCCAAAGAUCACUUGAUGGAUUUCUUUGCUGACCUCUAAGUAAACUACGGUUUGAAAAAGAUGAUGGAACUCACUCAGCACUACCCUGCAGCCCCGAAGUACAAACCUUUCCUUGAAGUCUUCAGACUUAUUUAACAUUCACCCUGUAAUUGAUUAAUUAGUUCAUUCUGCACAUAUUUAUUACUGAAUAUAUGUAUUUAGUUCCAGGCCCUGGGAUAUACACUGUGGAUACAGAUGAAGAAGAUAGAUGAAGUUUCUGACCUCACAGUGAGAAUUCUGGCUGGUGACUAAAGCCUUCACCAGAAGUGGGUCUGUGCCAGUAACUUGGAGGAGAGCAGUGCUUCUAGAGUUGAGUUGGAUCUCCAGUCAGUUCUUAAUGGUGGUUUUGCUCCUUCCCUAUAAACUGUCUUUUCUCACUGAGGUUAGAUCACUAUGUCUCCUUUACACACUAGGCCUGCCUCAUCAAUCCUGCCUCACAAACCAUACACCUAAUAAUAAGGUAGACUCUGUCCUUAGGUCACACAGACACAGGCCAUUCAAGCUCUUCAGGUUAUGGUUUGGGUGUUGCUUUUCAUGAGGCAAGCAACAAUAGGGGACCUACAUGAGCCCAGACACUUAGGGAGCAAUAUGCAAGGGCUGUACCAUCUGAGCAUAAUAUUUUCAGAGUGCACAUAAAAGAGCUUCUAAUUAAUGAGUCAUCUAGCCUCUAUGCUCAUGAAAUAGUGGUAGAGAGGGAAAAAUUGAGUAAAAUUUGAGACAAUAAUUAUAAUAGUGUCAGGCACCGCUAAUGCUUACAUAUAUUAAUUCGUUUCGUCUCUCCAGAAACACUGAGGUAGGUGCAAUGAUUAGCCCUAUGUGAGGAAACAGAGUUUAAGUACUUAGAUGCGUGUGGAUUAACAUACGCUAAAGAAGUAUACAAAGCUAAACUACUAUACCUCACUUUGUGAUACAAAUGCCAGGAUUGUCCAUGAUUUUAUGCUGUUUGAGGAACUGGUAUUAUUGAGCUAAAAGAAAGAGAGUUUUUGUUUGUCUUAGGGGUCUUAGCAGUUUGAAAUACUCCCCGAAGGCCCUGUGUUCUCCAGGCACUGAAAGGAAGGAGUUUUGGUGUUAUGAAUUCUCUGCAGCAGUAGUUUAUGAGAGAAGCAUGAUGUCAGUUCACCUCAGAACCAGAUCUACCAACAUCCUCCUGUUCUCUUUACUGAGCCAGGCUUUACACACCAGAACCAAACUGUAGAAGAGCUGGCCAUUGGGGAUUCUCAGAGUACAGGAUGCUUCCUUUAGGCAUGAGAGUGAAACCUGAAGCUGCCUGCAGUGACUUCCCAGUUGUUCCUGGUGGCCUGUAGUAAAGCAUGAAGACGAUAUCACAUGCUUCGAGAGAUGAUCAAAGGAAAAUCCUGAGGCUUCCAGAGGAAAGGAUUGGGGUCUCAGUCCUUGCAGACAGUGCCUUAUCUUCCCCAGGUACAAGCACUCAAACACUAGAAAGAGGUAAGCACAGAAUUUGGGUUUUAAAAGAUCCUCUUAUGCCCUUUAUUGUCCUAAGCUUCCAUCACAAUGAAUUAGUCCCCAUUCCCUGAAAACAACAUGCAGUGUAUUUCAUGUUUCCAUGCCUUUGCUGGGCUUGUUUCUCCACUCUGGUUUCCACCAGAAGAAAAUCCAGAACAAAAGUCACUUCCUUUUUUAGACCUCCUCUGACUGUGCCUCCCUACGUUUGAAUCAACAUUUAUUUUUCCUCUAUCUCUCCUGCUUUGUCCACACCUCCAACAGGACUCAUGCAGUGAUGUAGCUGAAUGAGUAUGUCUUCACUGCUGGCCUGUGAACCCUCUCAGUAGCCCCAGCUCAACUGACUGGUACUCAGUAUGUGCUGGUUGACUUCAAAAGAAAUCUAUGCCCUGGAUCUGAUUACGUUUUUUAAUGAAGUCCUCAUGUAGCAUUGAAGCAUUGCCAAUGACCCAGAAAAGCAUAAUGUGAAGCAACCAUGGCCAUGAGGCCGCUCUUGUAUCUGUGAAAUGACUCUGAAUGGCUAUGCUUGCUACAAGGAAAAGUAUCUAGAAGAAAAGGAAUCUGUUCAAACCUCCUUAUAAUUGUCUGACUGAGGAUUUUAAUCAUUCGGAGUCACACUGAAAACAAUUCUCCCAGCAAUCCACUCCUACUGAUGCACUAACUUUGGGCAUGUCAGCGUUUGCAUCUACCGACUGUGGCCCUUUCUGAGAUGGCAUCUGUGAUUCAGCUAUUCAAAAUGAAGUUGGUGACUCUGUGACAAUGUGGAGAAGUCAUGUCAGAAAAUGUGGUUUGUACUGGGGCUGUCAAUGCUGUAAAGGAAGUUUGGGAGAAAAGAAUAAAGAAAUACAAUGAAGACCUGAAGCGAGAGAAGGAAUUUCAACAAAAGCUAGUGCGAAUCUGGGAAGAACGAGUGAGCUUAACCAAGCUAAGAGAAAAGGUCACCAGGGAAGAUGGAAGGGUCAUUUUGAAGAUAGAAAAUGAGGAAUGGAAGACCCUCCCUUCUUCUCUACUAAAACUAAAUCAGCUACAGGAAUGGCAACUUCAUAGAACUGGCUUGGUGAAAAUUCCAGAGUUCAUUGGAAGAUUCCAGAACCUUAUUGUGUUAGAUUUAUCUCGAAACACAAUUUCAGACAUACCUCGAGGAAUUGGACUGCUCACUAGACUUCAGGAACUGAUUCUUAGUUACAACAAAAUCAAAACUGUCCCCAAGGAACUAAGUAACUGUGCCAGAUUGGAGAAACUUGAACUUGCUGUUAACAGAGAUAUAUGUGAUCUUCCACAAGAGCUCAGCAACUUGUUAAAGCUUACUCACCUUGAUCUGAGUAUGAACCACUUUACUACAAUCCCUCCUGCUGUGUUGAACAUGCCUGCCCUUGAGUGGCUUGAUAUGGGAAGCAACAGACUUGAACAACUUCCUGAUACUGUAGAAAGAAUGCAAAGUCUACACACAUUAUGGCUCCAACGGAAUAAAAUAACAUGCUUGCCAGAAACAAUCAGCAAUAUGAAAAAUCUGGGUACUCUUGUUCUCAGCAACAAUAAACUGAAAGAUAUUCCAGUGUGCAUGGAAGAGAUGACCAAUCUAAGGAAAAUAAAUGUACACUUCUAUGGCACCUAUGAAAAUACUGUUUUUUGGUGAACUGCUAGGUUUGUCAACUUCCGAGACAACCCACUGAAAUUGGAAGUAACACUUCCUCCCGGUGAAAACAUAGAUGAGGAAGAGGAACGGGAAUUAUUCGGCCUUCAGUUU
Messenger RNA from Delphinapterus leucas (beluga whale), 3940 nucleotides. The record is from RefSeq and is a predicted model, not a curated record. Lineage: Eukaryota; Metazoa; Chordata; Mammalia; Artiodactyla; Monodontidae.